Porites lobata is the source of this 1589-nucleotide messenger RNA. NCBI's taxonomy places the organism in Eukaryota, Metazoa, Cnidaria, Anthozoa, Scleractinia, Poritidae. The record is from the annotation of a GenBank genome assembly.
AUGGCAGGCCGAAGAAAAGGCCUUGAAUUAGCAAAGACUAAACUAGAUGAAUUGAUAAACAGCUUGGUGCUUCGGUGUUUUGAAGAAAGACAGCCUGGCCUUCGAAAAUACGUUGAAGAAGACAGAAAAGGAAAGCAAUGGAUGAAAACAGUAGAACACAACCAUAAAUGCGUGAUAAAAGUCGAAUUUUUCUCGGAAAUCGUGCAAGGCAUUUGUUGCUUUGUAACUUCUGAGGGCCGUUCCAUAUCCUGCAAGAUUGGAGACAUAGUCAACGAAAAGGUACAUUGCUUCAGUUUAUUUUCAGUUUGUUUCAACUAACGAGAGACUUUAAUGAUCGAUAUUGUGUGCAUUUGAGAAAAUGUGGAGGUUCGGUGUGCAUUCCCGUCGUUUUAAACUGGCGUUUGUCAGAUCCGUAAGUUUUAAUCCUAAAGGAAAUGGAGACAGAACCUGUCACAAUCUUUGAGUAGGAAACGUCAACUUGUCCAAGCAAUUUGUAAAACAGCAAAUUAAAUAGCCUGUGUUACAGCCGGCUCAUACAUCGCCUGGACCAUUAGUAUAGUCUGCGAAUUAGUGCACAAAAGCUCGGUUCUGAUAUCCAGCAGAGUCGCAAGGGUGAGCGUUUUUGAUAGGCGGGCUUCUUAGGCGUCUCUCGAUUGGGCCAAUUCUUACGUGUUUGUGACGUAGUUCCAACUUAAAAGCCUUCCUUCUGUACAUUAAAAUACUCUUAGAGAAUUCCUUAAAGGCUGGAGUGUAUUUUGCCGACUGGUUACGAUUGCUGCAGAUGCACUGCUCGAUAAGCCGUAAGGGAGGGGUGCUUUAGUGAGGAUUUGGGUGGAGAUGUGCUGUUGGCAACCCGGAACCCUUAGCCUAUACUAAGGCUAGCUCGACUGAAUUUUGCUACCCUGAACUAGACUGGACUUCCAAAACAUCUCCCUAUCUGGACUAGAGUCGCUUGUUUAUUUAAUUUCCAUAGAUCACUGAGGUCGACGCUUUCUUCGCUAUUUGAAAAACUGAGUUGCGGAUAAAGAGAUUUUCCGUUUUCUUUUUGUGUCAAUUCCCAGUUUCCAUAUUCUAGAAUAAAAUUUUCGACCAAUUAAUCAGUUUCCUGGAAUAUGAUUCCCUAUUCUAAAGGCAAACACUCUGAUUUCUAUACUCUAUCCCAGACUAAGUUGCUUAAAAACUAUACCCAUCACAGCGACUCUUAGCUGGCUGGUCGCUUACGAGAGUCGUCGCUAGGAGAGCUUCGACUGUAUCUGAGAGCCGGUAUUGUUCGAUAGUUCCCAAUCUAAUUUCUUUCUUCCCAUUUAAGCCUGCCUACCAUUACGGAGAGGUGAGAGACGAGGGGGACAAAAAAAAUGCAGAUAGAACCCAAAGAAAACACUCAGGCUAGGAGUGCCAAGUUGGUGCCACCGGCGUCGAAGUGAUAAUUACACUGGAUCUGAAAAUAGCCCCCCUAUAACAAGACGUAGGGGACUGUAUUUUGAAUUAACUAAGGCCUUUCAAACUCUAAGUAGACAUUUUUGUUCUCUUAUCUUUAGGUUCAUGCUGUGGUCUGUCCGCGAGGAGAAUGUACCAAAGCUGUAUUGUCC